AGACUGACAAAACUCCACUGAGAAACGGAGGUGAACAAGACGCAAAUCGAGUUGUUGCGAAAGCAGCCACAAUCAGUUAUCACUUCUCCUAUAUUCAUAUCAAUAUGACCACGUUUUGUCGAGUGUUGCUAAUAUUUGGUAUUUAUGUGGCAGUUUGUUGCGCGCAAUCAGUCGAAGACGACGUUUUUCAUUUCACGAACCCGUCGCAAGGCAACGCCGUCUGGAUACUCGACGAAUCCAGUUUACCAUGGACCGGUGGUUAUCAGUUUUUAAGGUCAAUCUCCGGAAUGCCAACUACACUUCUUUCGGUUGUUGACAGCUCAACAGGUGUUACGUUAGGUCAAUGUGUUGCACCACAAGAUGCCACCGGAAAUUUCUCGAAACGAUGGGAAAGGUUCAGCUGGGAGCUGACUGCCUCCGGGCUCGACUGCACAUUCGAGCACGGAGCCGCGAUACGUGUGGAGUUUGAUCGUACUCAAAAUCCACGCACUUUUUCGAUCCGUAUCCAAUCGAUCACGGGACCAGCCUGCCUACGCGACGUUGUUGUCCAAACCGAACAAGCCACCGGAUGCCCACCACAUCUCUCAAGGAACUCGUUCACCGCCAACGCACUCAACUGUUCCUGCCCCUUCUUGGAUGCAGCUAAUGAGGAUUCGGAGAUUGAAAACGAGGAUGUCGAUAUGCUCGCCAACACACCUCAGUUCCCAUUGUUCAAGGGAAUCGACCCCUCGGUUCUAGGAAGCGCCAACCCUCCAACACUUCCACCAUCGCCAUGUGCCAACCACGAAUGUCACAAUAACGGCACGUGUCUAGUUUCCCAAGAAGGCGCCGCCACGUGUUUGUGCCGUAAUGGCUUCACGGGGGAUCGUUGCGAGUUGGACGUAUGCUCUUCGGUGCCAUGCCAAAACGGCGGAGUAUGCCGAUCGAACAAUGGAAUCGCUUAUUGCGAAUGCCCGCCUGCAUUCACUGGACUGCUCUGCGAAUCGGCCCACACCGACGAAUCGGUUGCUCCAAUUUGUAGACCGGAAUGCUCCAACGGCCAAUGUGUAUUCAAAGAUGGUCAAGCUCAAUGCGAGUGUCGUCAGGGUUUCACCGGCGCCAACUGCAACGUACUUGACGUGUGCCUCGGAGAUGCCGCUUGUUCCAUGUUCGGUCCAUUGGCGAAAUGCGUUCUCGAUGACAACAUGGACAAAAUGUCCAGUCUCACAUUGAUCAACGGCACUUAUGAUUGCCUGUGUCCACAUCCAAUUCAUGGACAAUUUGUCGACUGCAUGCAACUUCACGCACCAUCUGCAACCAGCGUUCAGCCAACGGAACAAGUUGUCAUCAACAAUGUGACACCAUCGUUCCCAGUUUUGGAAAUUUCAAAGCUUCCGACAGGUGCACCAGUGACUUUCACGGCUACUUCAACAACUCUUAUGGUCACACAGCCAACUGUGACUGUUUCUCCUACUCAUCAAGUUCCUUCUGAGCCAUUUGUUGGAUUCACAGUAACCCGUGCGCCACUUCGACCACUCGACAUCGGCUCGACGACCCUUCCACCACCAUUCAACCAGCACAUCAUUACCGCUGGAGAGCCAACCUGGAGCAGUCAGCAGCCACAUCAACCAUCAGAAGUACCAACCCAAACCACGUUCAUCUUCCCACAAACCCCAGAAACCACCACUUUUGCACCAACAACUGGAACACAGCAGCCAGUGCACAAGUUUGUGUCACCAAGUGUUCCAGAUGAGAAUGAAGAAGAGGAGGAAGAGGAGACGACUGAAGAGACCGAGGAAACCUUCCCAACACCAAGCACAAUGCAAGUCGCCACAAACGGACAAUUCACAACUGAAACCGCAUUUGUUACUUCGACAAUUCCAUCAACGACAACUGACAUGGAAGAGACCGACGAAGACGAAGAUAUGACUGAAGAAGUCACUGAUAGCUCAACGCAACCAUCAACUACUGUCUUUGUUCAACCAACCACCACAUUCACCACAGAAGCUCCAACGACCACAAUGGAGGAGGAAGAGGAAAUGACGACUGAUCAAGUGGAGGACAUCGAGUCUGAAGAGAUUGCAACCACGACAACACAGACAAGCUUGCCGUUCUGGAUGACCACUACCAAUAAGCAAGUUGUACCAGAUAGCCCAACACCAAUGGUUAUCAUGCCACAUCCUCAACCAGAUGAGAAGAUGGAAACGAGUACGGAAGGAGUUGUUGACGAGGAGAGCGACGAGGAAAGAACGACAGUUCCAGAAUCAAACGAAGAAGUUGUGACAAAGAAUGCUGAAGCCACCACUCCAUCAGAUAUCACACAUCAUCACACCUCGAGUGGAAAGCAGUCGAGCGCAGCUGCCAGCUGGAUAAUCGCUAUCAUUGCUUUAAUUGUACUCGGCCUUUUGCUUCUUGCCACCAGCUUGUUCAUUCUUCGAUACAUUCGCCAGUCACGUAAAUUGCACGGAAAAUACAAUCCGGCGCGCGAGGAGCACAACCUGUCGGCUGCCUACGCGAUGCCGAUGUCUCACAUCGCCAAGGAGGAGCGGCUGAUCUAAGCCGAUCGGAAAGCAGAGCGUUAACUGUAUAAUUGUUACCAACUUUUUUUUUCUCGUCAUAUCUAUUAUAUAUUUCUAUAUUUUGAUAUCUAUGUCCUCUAUUUCUCACUCGUUUCAACUCUCAUCUCUCGUCACUCUUUUCUCUUCCCUUUACCACAGAGACACAAAAAACCCACCCCACAAACACACGCUUUUCAGUAUUCUGAUGUCUUUCCGUUUUACUUUUGUUUAAACCUUUUUUCUCACUCCUGUAACUCCAUCCUCCCUUUUCCGGCAAACUGACUGCUCUGUGACAGUGGUUUUUUUUACACAACGGGUUGCGUAAUGUUUUUCCCCUUUUAGAUCAAAUGGAUCUUGUUUGGCCUACGUUCUAUUGCUUGCUCGUGUACUCCCAAGUGAUGGGAUAAGCUGCAGGUUGACGGUAUCUGUUGCUUACCAAUGUUUUGUCAUCUGUCUAAUUUUUUUUAACUGUAUCAAACGUGUAACCCCCCACCCCCACCCCAUCUUCACUUUUCGACCAUACUUCACUUUCUUAAUAAUAAUUGUCUUGAAAUGUCAUUUUUCUGUGUUGUCAGAACUUAAGAACUUUUUGACUUGGAGAGCUAUCGACAGCCUAGUUUUAAAAAGUAAAGUUAUAUUAUGAUAGCUUUAUUAUUCACAAAAAUAUUUUUUGUCUUUAAGGUUUUUAAUCUUAAAAACAACAUUUAAUAAUUAAUAAAAUUCUAAAUUAAAAUA
This is a messenger RNA of Caenorhabditis elegans, 3272 nucleotides long. RefSeq names its product Abnormal pharyngeal pumping eat-20 (gene eat-20). The coding region runs from base 105 to 2537 and encodes 810 amino acids. The transcript is spliced from 14 exons. Gene Ontology annotation, cellular component: membrane. The record is from RefSeq and is marked reviewed. Gene Ontology annotation, molecular function: calcium ion binding. NCBI's taxonomy places the organism in Eukaryota, Metazoa, Nematoda, Chromadorea, Rhabditida, Rhabditidae.